Molecule: messenger RNA, 698 nt
Organism: Sinocyclocheilus rhinocerous
Lineage: Eukaryota; Metazoa; Chordata; Actinopteri; Cypriniformes; Cyprinidae
Gene: saa
Product: serum amyloid A
Exons: 4
Coding region: 104-469 (121 amino acids)
Cellular component (GO): extracellular region
Source: RefSeq, a predicted model, not a curated record
UUGGGAAAAUCCAUGUCCAGCCCACUCCGAGCCUUAUAAAAUGUCUCUAGCUGGGUGAAGACCUGAAGUGUCUGAACUGAGCGAACCUGAGAGCUCUGUAAUCAUGAAGCUUAUUCUUGCUGUGCUGGUGCUGGUUUUGGUGGUCGAGACCCAGGCUCAAUGGCGCCACUACCCAGGACAAGCCAUUGGAGGUGCAAAGGACAUGUGGCGUGCUUACCAGGAUAUGAGGAAGGCCAACUGGAAAAACUCAGACAAGUAUUUCCAUGCACGUGGGAACUAUGAUGCUGCAAGAAGGGGCCCCGGAGGCAGAUGGGCAGCCAAAGUAAUCAGUGAUGGAAGAGAGGCUAUACAGGGACUCACUCGCCGCGGUAAUUCAGAUGCUGCAGCAGACCAGGCCGCCAAUCGCUGGGGACGUAAUGGUGGUGACCCCAACCGCUACAGACCGAAGGGCCUUCCCAAAAAGUACUGAAACGAAGAGCAUCAGUGCAACAGAAAAUGACUGAAACCAUUUUGCUCUAAAACUGCUUGAUUCAAUUUUGCAUAAAACCAUUUCACUCUUUUUUUUUUUUUAAUCUUGACAAUUAUCUUUCAUUAAAUCUGCUUUUAUGACAAAAAAAAAAGCAAUAUUUAGGUUUUAGCAUCAUUUAGUCUAUGUAACACACUCUCUUGUCUGAAUAAAGGAAGCAACUUCAUUUGUA